Dovyalis caffra is the source of this 1596-nucleotide messenger RNA. The record is from the annotation of a GenBank genome assembly. NCBI's taxonomy places the organism in Eukaryota, Viridiplantae, Streptophyta, Magnoliopsida, Malpighiales, Salicaceae.
AUGGAAACACAAACAGACAGCUUUUGGGUAUUGGCCCUUAUUUCUAAAUGCAAAGCCUUUUCUUCUCAAAACCCCAUCUUCCUUCUUGUUUCUCUUUUCUUUACUUGGCUAGCCAUGGCUCUGUGCUACUGGUUUUACCCCGGAGGCCCUGCCUGGGGUAAGUAUUGGCUCAAGAAAGGAAGCUGUUCGAAAGCCAAAAUGAUUCCAGGACCUAAAGGGUUUCCGGUGAUUGGAAGCAUGAACCUCAUGGUUAACUUAGCUCACCACAAGCUUGCUGCUGCAGCCAAAACUUUUAAAGCAAAAAGACUUAUGGCUUUUAGCUUGGGAGAGACUAGGGUUAUCAUCACAUGCAAUCCUGAUGUAGCCAAAGAAAUCUUGAACAGUUCAGUCUUUGCUGAUCGUCCAGUUAAAGAGUCUGCUUAUCAACUCAUGUUUAAUAGAGCUAUUGGUUUUGCUCCUUAUGGGGUUUACUGGAGAACUCUAAGGAGAAUUGCAGCCACUCAUCUUUUUUGUCCUAAACAAAUCAGCUCCACUGAGUCACAAAGGUUCAAUAUUGCUUCUCAAAUGGUAUCAGUAAUAGCAUGUAAAGGUGGAGAUUACUUUUGUGUUCGAGACAUACUAAAGAAAGCGUCACUCAACAGCAUGAUGUGUUCAGUUUUUGGUCGUAAAUAUGAUCUGGUCUCAUCAAAUAAUGAAACUGAAGAGCUUAGAGGACUUGUUGAUGAAGGUUAUGAUCUUCUAGGGAAGCUUAAUUGGUCCGAUCAUCUUCCUUGGCUUGCAAAUUUAGACCUUCAAAAAAUCAGGUUCAGGUGCUCCAAUUUGGUUCCUAAAGUGAACCGGUUUGUGAACCGGAUUAUUCAAGAACAUAGAGAUGACCAAACUGGCCUAAUCAGACCUGACUUUGUUAAUGUUUUGCUCUCUCUUCAUGGACCGGACAAGUUAUCAGACCAUGAUAUGGUUGCCGUUCUUUGGGAGAUGAUUUUUCGGGGAACAGAUACCGUGGCAGUUUUGAUAGAGUGGAUACUAGCAAGAAUGGUACUUCACCCUGAUAUCCAAUCAAAGGUGCACGAUGAGCUCGAUCAAGUUGUGGGAAGAUCAAGGCCGUUGAUGGAAUCCGACAUCAGAUCAAUGGUUUUCCUGCCUGCAGUAGUGAAAGAAGUUCUAAGGUUACACCCACCAGGCCCACUUCUGUCAUGGGCCCGUUUAGCAAUCACGGACACUCAUGUUGAUGGAUAUGAUGUGCCAGGAGGGACCACGGCUAUGGUUAAUAUGUGGGCCAUAACAAGGGACCCACAAGUUUGGGUCGACCCAGAAAAGUUCUUACCAGAGAGAUUUUUGUGCAAGGAUGUUGCUGCUGACGUGGAAUUUUCUGUGUCAGGAUCUGACCUCAGGCUGGCUCCAUUUGGGUCAGGUCGUAGGACUUGCCCGGGAAAGACAUUGGGUUUGGCCACAGUUAGCUUUUGGGUUGGGGUUUUAUUGCAUGAGUUUGAGUGGGUGCAAUGUGAUCAUGAGCCAGUGGAUCUCUCUGAACUGCUAAGGUUAUCCUGUGAAAUGUCUAACCCACUUACAGUCAAAGUGACUCCAAGGAGAAGAUGA